Messenger RNA from Amoebophrya sp. A120, 5879 nucleotides. The record is from the annotation of a GenBank genome assembly. Lineage: Eukaryota; Dinophyceae; Syndiniales; Amoebophryaceae.
GCUUGACCUUUUUAACCAUGUUUAUUAUGAUUUCCCAUUUAGCAGGUGUUGGUUAUCUUCAGUGAGGUCGUAAAGGGUUCUUUUUUUUCGAAAGCAAGCAACUCCUAACCUUUGAAUUACUGUUAUAUUAACCACCUUCGUGAUGCCAAUGCCUAAUAUGAACGCGCUACGGACACGACUGUUUGCUUUGAUUUACUUGGCUACCACGCCACAGGCAUUGUCCAGCGCCAGCACGACGGCAGCACCACUGGGCAGCGCGGCGGCUGCACCCUCCAUAGAGGAUGUGCACAAAAAACUCUCGAAGCUGUUUACGUUCGACAAGGUAGAGCACGGGGAUUUCCUUUCCUCGAUGCACGACUACGAGCAGUUUUUCGCGAACGGUACGCUAAACUAUUACAAGAACUUAACCACCACGUCGGCAGGAAACAUCAGCGAAUGGAGCGAGAAAGUUCAGGGGCAGAUCCCGCAAUGGAUGCAGAUAUGAAUUGCAAAAGUUAAAGUAUCGUACUCGUAUAAAUGCAUUACAAAUUUCCUCAGCGUGAGACAUAAGAUUUGUAAUGCAGAUUUGCCUUGGGGGCAAGAUUUGUAAUGAAAGACUUGCAUUUAUACGAGUGCGAUACUUUUGCACAGGAUAGCAGAAGCGGGCGGUCGAAAUCCACGGCACCAUGGUAGGUAUGAAAUGCAAAAGUGUCUGGGUCUGGAAGGAUGUAGCUUGUCAUGCUAAAUCUGGAUCGUGGAAAGUUUUGUGUUGCAUGAUUACCAAAAGAGCUCCGCUUUUGAACAACUUUAGAGGCAGUUUCUCAUGCAGGAAAGGCAUGAUAGAGGUUUCACAGAACCUGUCACGCUAGGCCGUGCAUGCCAGAGCGCGUGGGUCAUGGAAAACCUGCCUGACAAACCUAGCAAUCUUCCAGACCCAGACAUUUUUGCAAUCCAUAGUAGGAUCACCGAUGCAACUGGACGCCAAGAGUUCGGAGCUGCAGUAUGCUUACGAGAAUGACAUGAUCGCGCACGAGCGCGUGGCCCGCGCCAUCGUGAAGGAGUUCGCGAAGGACAUUCGCGACGAGGCCGCCGUCAAGGUUCCCGUCGUUACUACCGGCGUUUGGAGUUCCCGCGUUUCUCACACGAACAAGAACGGCCGCGGAUCCAGGCCGCAAGUGGCGCGCUUGAACGCCGACACCGAUCCCAUAGGAGUUCUGUUGUUGGAGCUCUUCGGCGUAGACCUGAACCAGUUGACCUUGGCGAGUCUCCUGCAGAUGAUGGCCUUUCUUGAGCACUUCAUCCGCUCGCCUCUGGCGACGUUCGAUUUGGAAAACCUCGUUGCGGAAGAUCACGGACGCCUGAUUCAGUCCCUAAACUCCAAGCUGGAGCGACAUCUGCAGGUAUGAAAAUGAUGAAAAAACAUAGAUAAAACUAAAAGAAAAAGUCAUAUACUCAUCGUGAUUCGACGUUGUGCUUCUUCUAGCAAAAGAAAAGCAAACAGUAGAAUCUGCUUGUCCGUGCUGCGUUGAUGAAUGACUUUACAUACGUAGAGGCUUUAGUGACUGUAACGGAACCGGAUUUAUCCAUAUAUUAUCCCCCAACCAAAACUGCACCAACAUCAAUCCCCACAGACCGUCGCGGAUUCCAAGUCCUCGCUUCUACGAACUUCGUUCAAUGACACCGAGCGCGCCACCCUGCAGACUGACGUGAAGCGGGUGAACAAGAAGGCCAACAACGACGCGCUGAGCAACAAGUUUGAGAAGUUUGUCGAUACCCACAAGGCCGAGGCCCGUUCGGCAUCAAAGAAGGGUCGCAGAACAAGCACGCCCACGGAGCAGGACAACAUCAAUUCGGACCCGUCUCCAGACAUGAAUUCGGACGGUGCCUCCAGCAGUCCAAAUUCAGACCAGAACAGCGAGGCCACCAAGGAGCUGCUGGAGGAGGUCAAAUCUAUCGCUAACACGCUUUCUUCUGAUGAGGUGAAAAAGCUGCAAGAGUCCGAGCAGGCACUGAACACGCACGAGGUCCACCUGCACUCCCGGCACACGCAGCGUGUCUGGAUCGAGAACAGCACCAAUGUCACCUCCAGUCUGAACGCGUUGAACGCCUUAAACUUGUCCGAAGUCGAAAAGUCCUCCGUUCUCGAGGGGCUGCACGUGGCGGGGACAGAGCAGCAGCAGCAAGGCGGGAUGGUGGACACAGACGCAGUGUCCUCCACGACCGUCGCGCCGUCGUCCUCAGCAAAUAAACAAACGCAAACAACGUCAACAUCGACUGGCGAACAAAUAGCGGAUCCGAAUGACCCGGAGGCGCUGGUGCAGAUCGAGAUCGAGGAGUCAGAGGACAUUGACCUGCUGUUUUUGACAAACCAGUCGACCGCCGCAAAAGCGGAGUUUAACCUGCACACCAUGCUGGGCCAAGCCGCGCAGAUCAUGUCGAUCCCGCUGGCCAAGUACCUGCUCACCCCCGAAGCCUCGAAGCAGUACUUGGCCAACGCGGAGGCGCAACGGGACCCGAAGAGCCGCCGUGGCGGCAAGAACUACAAGAGGCGGCAGAUGUGGGAGUGGGCCCACGAACGGCUGCAUUUGCCGGAACACUCGAAGCUGCUCGACCGCUUGCCCUUCAACUGGACCGACUUCAACAUCAACUCCACCCUUUUCAUGCAGAUCCGGAUCGACAACACCAGCGACACCAGCAUCGCGGAAAACCUGGAUCGCGAGACCCUGGUCCACACUAUCCUCGAUGUGUACCGAUCGAUUUCGGUGGUAGACAUCGCUUCGACGUUUCCCGCCACUCUGGCGCUCGCCGCCUUCGUCGACAGUGUUAUUUCCGCCAUCGAGGCGCGCGCCACCCGGGUCAACAUGGACCGGGUCAAAUUUCCGAACGAGCCGCAUCGAAUCGAGGACGGCGUCUUCUUCAAGGGCUUUCAGCACGUGCUGGAAGCGAACAAAAUUGGCUUGUUCACUCGGGAGGUGCAGCGCAUGGAAAACUUGGAGGACGCCGUGCGCAAGGAGCAAAUGCAGAAGAUUUACCUCAACUUAUCAGAAUGAAAAAUGCCCCCACCCCCGAACUUGAAAGCAUUUGUAUUGCAAACCUUUCCAAAUGAAACAUUCGCCCUCUUGCACCUUUCAGCAUCACAGGUUUCCACUCGUGAAUAGCGAAAAUUUGUAUUGCAAAAGACCCCAGCAAGAGCGGCGCUUGUCAUGCAAGCGAUGCGAUGCACGCCUAGACUCUGCAUCAGAAAGAUUCAUACUCGUUUCAUGCAUGACAAAAAGUUUUCAUUUGCAACCUUCGCAUCACAAAUUUUUCCAAUUUGAGGAGUGGGGGGCACUUUUCACUGUAAUACAACUUCAACGAAAUCUUCCCCUCGGAGGUCAAGCUCGGGUUCGCAGGCAUGAUCGGCACGGUCAAGCACCUCGAGUAUCUAGAUGCCGAAGCAAAGAAGGAGAAGGCGGCGCAGGACAAAAAGAAACGUAGCUAUUCUCUAAUGCUCAACUUCUUGUUCUUCGUGGUUCUUCUUCGUUAUUUCGAUUUAUAUAUGAAAAGAACAGCACUACAGUCUACAACUGACAGGUACCCUGGUAGACUUAGUUUACCAGGGUACCUGUCAUCGUCAAUCAUGUUCGUGAUCUCUGGUCAGUAGCAGGAGGAGCACGCCUCUUGAUACAACCAAAACCAUUACCAUUAGGUGUAGGUAUAAGAUAGCAAUAGGCCAUUCUUGCUUCCUCCCACCUAAUUGCAUCUACUCGACAGCCCCCGCAAUUUGUCUGUACUGACAGUCUCCUGGUCCUGGCACCAACAUGCUACUUACAUCAAUCACUGACAGGUGGGAACUGCGUCGCGGAAGUGGAUGAACGAGCGAACGUCCUUCUCCGCGGGAAGCUCUCCCUUUACCGCAUGGACCACAUCAAGCCCUACCCCGGUAUGGAGAGGCAAGAGAGCGAAGUGAUCCAGGCCAACGGGCAGAAGGUGAUGACCAAGUCUUCGCGGUUUCUCAACAUGUGGGACGCCAUCACUGCCCCGUACGCCCAGGAGGAUUUCUACUCCUACGGGCUGCGCGGCCGCUUUGACUACAGCAACCUGUUCCUGAACGACGCAGAGAUCGCGGAGGUUGCGAACGAGGAUGACGAGGUGGUUGCGUAUUUCCGGGAACUUGUGAACUCGGAUUACUACAAACUGAACCUCCUCCAGCCGCAGGACCUGGAACGGUUGCACGCGCUGCCGGAAAUCAGGCCAAACCCGGACCUGCCCGUCCUGAAAUACGGCCACCACGGCGCGUACUUGAACGGAGGGGGUGCAGGUAGGCCCACAUCCUCGUCCUCCUCGUCCGGCCGCACGACGCAGCUCCAGGGACGAUACGGCUCGAACUCAGCCGGCCUGUUCAAUACACUGUUCUUCAGCAAGGGGAACCCCCGCACCGCGGGGCAAGCCGCCAGUUGCUUUGAGUACAGCCGCGACUUGUGCACGCCCAUCGAGCUAUUUGAAGAACCGAAGAACGUCGUCAACAACCAGCUGGCGGACGUCGCCUCUGGAACAACAACAACAAACGUGGUGGAAGAUGAUCUGGCUUACUACGACGGCGCGGCGCAGCACCCGGGUGCUGGAGAAAGUCAGAAACUGAUGGCGGGCAGCGCACACCAGAUGAACACUGGCACCACAAGCACUUCUUCCCCGGCCGGAAUGCUCGCGCACUUCUCGUUUGUCUUUCACUCUUCGUCCUUCUUGUACAGCCUCGUUGGCAACAUGCGAGCGCUCGUCAUGAUCGGUGGCCUGGCCGCCAGCUUCGUUCUCCUGCUUGGUGCCUUCGGGAUGAUGGACCUCAGCGGAAAAAGCAACUUCGCGGUGGAAAAGGAGGAAAGCGUUUCGCGGACGAAGCUACAGGCCGCUGAUUUGGGAACCGUCGUGGAGCUGUCGCAGGACGCUACGGGGGAAAACGGCAAGGUCGUGUAGUCCGGAGCAGUAUGUUGAAAAGGUGACGCUCACGCUGUCGACGAAGUUUUUAAUAUGUUUUGAAGAUGUUGGCUCUGGCUGGAGCAAGAACCAAAAAUCACACCGAUUUUUGGGCAAGCAAUUUUUACGUUUACAAUUUUUUUCUCAAGCGGCGCAUUCUUUUUCAUCAUACACAUUUACGUUUAUCAUUCAAAUUCGAUUUCAAUCAUAAGCAUUCAUCUCAUUCAAAAAGUUUUUGUUGACACAAAGAACUAUGUGUGCGACACUUUCACAUUCUUCUGUACAUUUUUUUGUUUUGGAAAAAGCGCAGCCCCCCCAUGCUGCGUGCAGCGUACUACAGCGGUUAAGGUUAUGUAAUCUUGUUUGCCUACAUCCUAGGCGGGUACAACACCUAGUAAACGUGUGAGGUUGAUUGUUGCCUCUAUGUCUUCUAGGACGUGGUAUCCGAAGCGAAACCAAAGUAUAUCUUUCGGCGAAAGAAAAAGAUACUUUGCUUUUUUCCCCAACGAAUCCCCUCCCCCGCCAAUCCCACCCCCUCCAUCACCAUCUCCUUCUCUUACAAAAUCGAUCUAAGCCGUGAUCGUGCCUAUUCUUUUUCACAAAACGAAAACCCCAUACCAAACCAACGAGCAGGAAGUGCUGGAAGUGCGAGCUUCAUCUGCAGCAGAGAAAUAAGUGCCGUUUACUAUUUGUAGUACGAGCACUACACCAACAACAAGUAUUUAAGAAAUCCAGCUCAAGCAGUGAUCGUAAAAAAAAAAGGCUCAUGAUGCAUUGUCUUUGUUGUGCUGCGACCUGUCGAGCUCGAGACGAAAGUAGGUUCAUCUUAUGUUGCCAUGGCGUUGAACUUUGAUGAGUCUGCUUCUGCAUGAGAUGGUAUGAUGUGUUGUUAGUUUGCGCUUCCACGAGGACGGUACGUACCCCUGAAAAUGAAAAUAAGUACUCCUCGU